Messenger RNA from Knipowitschia caucasica, 1767 nucleotides. The record is from the annotation of a GenBank genome assembly. NCBI's taxonomy places the organism in Eukaryota, Metazoa, Chordata, Actinopteri, Gobiiformes, Gobiidae.
AUGGAGCUGGUUCCUGUUGACGAAGAUGUAAGUGCAGAAGAGUGUCUCAACAACAAAAGGUCUGAGCGAGCACACAGGAGCAGGAGCAGAGUUUCAGGGGAUGUGGAGGCGGAUAUUGAGCUCCUCUACAAAGCUGUUCCUCAAAUCGGAAAAGUGUUCCGUAUCAUUGACAAAAUUGGAGAAGGGACUUUCAGCUCUGUUUUCUUGGGUGAGGCCCAGAUGCAUGAUGGGAGUCUACAGAAAUUUGCUCUCAAACACCUGAUUCCCACAAGCCACCCCGUGCGGAUUGCUGCAGAGCUCCAGUGCCUCACUGUGGCUGGAGGCAGAGAAAAUGUUAUGGGAGUGACGUACUGUUUCAGAAAAGAAGACCACUCUGUUAUCGUCAUGCCUUAUCUGGAGCAUAAAGCUAUUGUGGACAUCAUCAGCUCGCUCAGCUUUGAGGAGGUGCGUCUCUACAUCUACAACCUGCUGAAAGCUCUGAAACACAUUCAUCAGUUUGGAAUCAUUCAUCGAGACAUAAAACCCAACAACUUCCUCUACAACAGAAAGACCAAGGAAUAUGCUCUGGUGGAUUUUGGUUUGGCUCAGGGCACUGCAGACACACAGAUCGACUUGCUGAAGGUUGUCAAGGCUUCACUCAGAGGUGGUGGGUCACCUGCUAAAACCCAGAGGAGCACAGCGGCUCUCAGUCAAAAGACUAAACCUUUCUCCCCCUGCACUCACCCCACUACCUCCACUUCUGUUCCCACUUCUCACCCAGUCUCCUCUUCCACCGCCACCAUUGUCUCCAGGAAGGUGGCCCCUAAACGACGCACCGUCACUGCGGUCUCCACUGCACGUUCCAAGCACUCUAAGGACUUGCCCGGUCUGCGUAAAGUGCAGCGACCUGUGUUUGGAGAGAGGAACCUGAACAGUUGUACAUCAGUUGCUUCCACUACAAAAACCCUAUCUGCCCAAACUGAAUUUGUAAAGGUGGCAAAAGCAGAAGACCCUGCCAGUCGCAGGUACGCAUCCUCUGGUCGUGGCUCCGCCCCUCUGAAGGGAGCCAAUCAGAGGCCUCAGAGAGCUGUGCCAAUCGGUGCUACAUGUAGCUGCUACCAAACUGACCGUGUCUGUAACAUUUGUUUGUCGAGGAAGCAACAGGUUGCACCCCGGGCUGGGACUCCGGGCUUCAGGGCUCCUGAGGUCCUCACCAAGUGUCCAAACCAGGGGACGGCCAUAGACGUGUGGUCUGCCGGGGUCAUCCUGCUCUCUCUGCUUAGUGGCAGGUAUCCUUUCUUUAAAGCCAGCGAUGACCUCAUUGCUCUCAGUCAGAUCAUGACCAUCCGCGGCUCCAGAGAGACCAUCCAGGCCGCUAAGUUAUUUGGUAAAUCCAUAGUUUGUAGCCGGGAGCUCCCUCGGCAGGACCUCAGAGUGCUGUGUGAGACUCUGAGAGGGAGAAGACUGUCCUCUGAUGAUGAUGUUACGCCUCUGCCUCAAAACAAAAGCAUUGCCUCCCGAAAACCAUGUAUCCCCGAUGAAACGCCCACUCUCCGCUCGUCUGCGGACCCUGUUAAACCAAAUGGCAAAUAUGACAACACACCUUUGAAUACAGCACAAUCAGCAACAGUCUCCAUGGACCCUGAGGACGAAUGCGGCUGGGACAGGGUUCCAGACGAGGCCUUCGAACUCCUGGACAGACUGCUCGACCUGAAUCCUUCCACCCGGAUCACAGCCGCAGACGCCUUGACACAUCCUCUGUUUACAGACCUGAGACAGUGCAGCUGA